Messenger RNA from Panicum virgatum (switchgrass), 3678 nucleotides. Its product is annotated as importin beta-like SAD2. Gene Ontology annotation, molecular function: small GTPase binding. The transcript has 22 exons. The record is from RefSeq and is a predicted model, not a curated record. Gene Ontology annotation, cellular component: cytosol; nuclear envelope. Bases 118 to 3201 code for a protein of 1027 amino acids. Gene Ontology annotation, biological process: protein import into nucleus. NCBI's taxonomy places the organism in Eukaryota, Viridiplantae, Streptophyta, Magnoliopsida, Poales, Poaceae.
GCCACGCCCGAGGAGCCCCUAGCUAGCUCGAGGCUCCCCGCCCCGUGCCCCCCGGCGGCGGCGUUUGCGGUCGUCCCGCCAGCCAGCCAGCCGCCCGCCACCGCAGCAGCCGCCAAGAUGGAUCUGCCGAGCCUGGUGGUCGUGCUGCGCGCGGCGCUCAGCCACGCGCCCGAGGAGCGCAAGGCCGCCGAGGCCAGCCUCGAGCAGCUUCAAUACACUCCACAACAUUUGGUGAGAUUAUUGCAAAUCAUUGUAGAUGGAAACUGUGACAUGGCCGUGAGACAGGUUGCAAGUAUCCAUUUCAAGAACUUUGUUGCGAAAAACUGGUCCCCUGUUGAUCCUGAAGAAAAGCAAAAAAUACCAGAGACUGACAAAUCCAUGGUCCGUGAGAAUAUACUGGGCUUUGUCACGCAACUGCCUCCACUGCUAAGAGCACAGCUUGGAGAAAGUAUCAAGACCUUGAUUGUUGUGGAUUACCCUGAGCAGUGGCCUAACCUUCUACAUUGGGUUACACAUAACCUAGAAUCACAGGACCAAAUUUUUGGAGCUUUGUAUGUACUAAGGAUUCUUGCCCGGAAAUAUGAGUUCAAGUCAGAGGAAGAAAGAAUACCUUUGUAUCAAGUUGUUGAAGAAUCUUUCCCUCGUUUGUUGAAUAUCUUCAGCAAACUUGUACAGAUUCCAAAUCCUCCAAUUGAAGUAGCUGACUUGAUCAAGCUGAUAUGCAAAAUAUUCUGGUCUUCAAUUUAUCUAGAAAUUCCUAAACAACUCUUUGAUCCAAAUGUCUUCAAUGCGUGGAUGGUUUUGUUCUUGAAUUUGUUGGAGAGGCCAGUUCCAGUGGAAGGACAACCAUCAGACCCUGAUGCUAGAAAAUCUUGGGGGUGGUGGAAAGUCAAGAAAUGGAUUGCCCAUAUCUUAAACCGUCUAUAUACUCGGUUUGCUGAUUUGAAGAUUCAGAAACCCGAGAGCAAAGCUUUUGCUCAAAUGUUUCAAAAGAACUAUGCUGGAAAAAUUUUGGGAUGCCACUUACAGUUGCUCAAUGCUAUCCGUACAGGCGGCUAUCUACCCGAUAGAGUUAUCAAUCUUAUUCUUCAAUAUCUCACCAACAGUGUUACAAAGAACAGCAUGUAUCAACUGAUGCAGCCGCAAAUGGACAUCAUUAUGUUUGAGAUAAUAUUUCCACUAUUGUGCUUCAAUGACAAUGAUCAAAUGUUGUGGGAUGAAGAUCCUCAUGAAUAUGUCCGGAAAGGCUAUGAUAUUAUUGAAGAUUUGUAUAGUCCUCGAACAGCUGCCAUGGACUUUGUGAAUGAACUUGUAAGAAAACGGGGAAAGGGCAACCUGCAAAAGUUUAUACAUUUUAUUGUGGGAAUAUUUAUGAGGUAUGACGAGGCAUCUAUUGAAUUGAAGCCAUAUCGCCAAAAAGAUGGUGCCCUUCUUGCCAUUGGGACGUUAUAUGAUAGGUUGAAGCAAACUGAUCCAUAUAAGGGUGAGCUGGAGCGGAUGUUGGUUCAGCAUGUAUUUCCAGAGUUUAGUAGUCAUGUUGGACACUUGCGAGCAAAGGCAGCAUGGGUUGCUGGACAGUAUGCACACAUCAAGUUCUCAGACAAGAACAACUUUCGCAAAGCUAUGCAUUGUGUUAUAGCUGGUAUGCGUGAUGCUGAACUUCCUGUCCGAGUUGAUUCAGUGUUUGCCCUCCGUUCUUUUGUUGAAGCAUGCACAGAUCUGGAUGAGAUCCGGCCGAUACUUCCUCAACUUCUCGAUGAGUUUUUUAAGCUUAUGAGUGAAGUUGAGAAUGAGGACCUUGUCUUCACCCUUGAGACAAUUGUCGACAGAUUUGGUGAAGAGAUGGCACCAUAUGCACUUGGCUUAUGCCAGAGUCUGGCCGCUGCAUUCUGGAGAUGCAUGGCUAGUUCAGAAGCUGAUGAGGAAGCCGAGGAUACUAGCGCUUUAGCUGCUGUUGGUUGCUUACGUGCCAUAAGCACCAUCCUUGAGUCCAUUAGCAGUCUUCCUCAUCUUUAUAUCCAAAUAGAACACACCCUGUUGCCUAUAUUGCGCAAGAUGUUGACUUCAGAUGGUCAAGAUGUCUAUGAAGAGGUUCUGGAAAUAGUCUCCUAUAUGACGUUUUACUCACCAUCAAUUUCAUUGGACAUGUGGAGCUUGUGGCCAUUGAUAAUGGAGGCCCUUAAUGAUUGGGCCAUAGAUUUCUUCGAGAAUAUUCUUGUCCCAUUAGACAACUAUGUUUCCCGGGGCACCGAACAUUUUCUUACAUGCAAAGAUCCUGACUACCAACAUAGCUUAUGGAAAGCACUAUCAUCUAUUAUGGCAGAUCAAAACAUGGAAGAUUCUGAUAUUGUACCUGCACCGAAGCUCAUUGAAGUGUUUUUCCAAAACUGCAAAGGCCAAGUAGAUCAUUGGGUUGAGCCGUAUCUCAGGCUUACAAUUGAUCGGUUGCGUCGAACGGAGAAGCCAUAUCUGAAAAGUCUCCUUUUACAAGCGAUAGCUAACACGCUGUACUACAAUCCUUCACUAGCACUUCAAAAGUUACAUACACUUGGAGUUGCAACAGAAAUUUUCAAUCUUUGGUUUGUAAUGUUACAACAAGUCAAAAGGAGCGGCCAGCGAGCUAACUUCAAGAGAGAGUAUGCUAAGAAAGUCUGCUGCUUAGGAUUGACUUCACUUAUUGGCCUUCCAGCUAGUCACGUUCCAGGAGAAGCUCUAGAAAGGAUUUUCAAAUCAACGCUAGAGCUGCUUGUGGCUUACAAGGAUCAAGUUGCAGAAUCUAAGAGGCAAAAUGAAGCUGCUGCUGAAGAUUUGGAUGGCUUUGACGCUGAUGAAGAAGAAGAGGAAGUUGAGUCUGAUAAGGAGAUGGGUCUUGAUGAUGAAGAUGGUGAUGGAGCUAAUAAUUUCAACCCUGAGAGUUUUGCGGAGGUGAGAGGUUUCCACCGAGAAGAUUCAGAAGAUGAUUCUGAUGAUGAAUUUAGCGAUGAUGAAGAGCUACAGACACCAAUAGAUGAGGUGGACCCAUUUAUAUUCUUUGUAGAAACUAUCCAGGCUUUGCAAGCAUCAGAUCCAGGUAGGUUCCAGAACCUUAUGCAGACUUUGGAUUUCCACUACCAGGCCCUUGCUAGUGGUGUAGCUCAGCAUGCCGAGGAACGAAAAACUGAAAUCGCAAAAGAGAAGUUGGAGAAGACAAAUGCACAGUGAUUACUUGUAGCAUGGUCGGGUCAUGUCUUCAGUUUUGCCGAUGCCUGGGACUGGCACGGGGCCAGUAACCUGUGAUCUGGUGAUAGCAGGUGAGGUUUUUUUUUUUUUUUUUUUGCUGCCAUGGCCUACAUGCUUUUGAUAGGCCAGUUUUGAGGCACACUAUUCUAUGGAGAGAAGUGGAUGGCAAUCGUAGCGAGAGUUUAUUGGAGUUCGUUUCUUGAGUGGGUAUUGGGGGGGGGGGGGGGGGGGGGGUUAAUAUAUCUGUGAACGCUUGUGUUGACGCUGUUUUGGGUCAAGAGUCGUGUCACCAUUUUGUUGGUGAGCCCUUCGGGAUGAUACCGUGAACACACCCCAAGGUCGCCCCGUCUGUAGUUUUGGGAGUCCGGUGUAGAGUGUAUAUGAUUUGGGCAAUUGUUGACUAGCUACAAGUCCGAUGGUUCAUAUAUGGUUUCCUUUUCAGAGGACAUUGAAUCAAAA